Diprion similis is the source of this 19051-nucleotide messenger RNA. RefSeq lists its product as uncharacterized. Bases 490 to 18150 code for a protein of 5886 amino acids. The record is from RefSeq and is a predicted model, not a curated record. NCBI's taxonomy places the organism in Eukaryota, Metazoa, Arthropoda, Insecta, Hymenoptera, Diprionidae. Gene Ontology annotation, biological process: microtubule anchoring. Gene Ontology annotation, molecular function: microtubule binding. Gene Ontology annotation, cellular component: ciliary basal body; sperm flagellum; centriole. The transcript is spliced from 9 exons.
UACAGAAGAGGCCGGUCCGGUGGAUUUGACGCGUCGCGGUGCCGACCAUACGGACGAGCGAUACGUAGCUGACACGACGUGUUUUUUACUUCUUGCCGCGAUAUUUUUACGAAAAAGUGAGUUAGUGAAUGCGAACGGUAUUGAUACAGGCUGAAAAGUAAAGCCGGGCAAGAAGCGUUACCCAAAAUUUUUUUAUUUAUAUUUUAUAAUCUUAUAAAUUUUGAGUGAGAUCGGUGCUGUUCUUUUUUUUUCACUUUGUGCAAAUUUUUAAAACAGUUUUACACAGAAUUUUUCUAAGCUUUUUAUAACUCUGGAUUAUCGUUGGUUAUAUAAACGACGGUAUUUUUAAAUAAAUUAAAAUUACUACGAUUGUGGAAGUUGAACUUGUUAACAUUCGAUAGCAAAGUGUCGCUUUACGUAUAGUGUCCGGAACGUCUUUUAUACAAGUAAUAUUAGCAAACGGUCGGUGGUAAAAAAAAAAGUGUUAACAUGACGAUUCACAAAAAAGGAACAGCAAAUAAGACGAAAACUAAAGGCUCCGAUAAGAAUGUUACUGAAGUUGCCAGUACCUCGUCUAGCUCUGUAGCUGACGUGUCACAAUCCACUUCAAAAAAUGCGACAGUUGCUUCGACAGAAAUUGUUUCAACGUCAAGUGUAGUUCAAGAAGCAUCGAAAGUCACGAAGAGCGAAUCUCGAAGCAGUGUUACCGAGGUGAGCAGUUCCAGUCGUGAGGUGAUAAUGGAUUCGAAGGGACAUGUUGUCAAGGUAAUUGAGCAUGCGCCAAAAACAGUCAAACACUCAUCGUCAACGUCUAAGGCUGGGCAGAGUUCAACAGAUUUUAUUGCGGGAGAGCAAAGGGAGCAAAUAAAGCAAACGAAGAAAGGAAUUAGUGAUGAAAAACGAACAACAAAUUCAGGUAAAAGUCUGAAACAGAUUUCAGAUGGAGAUCAUGCUGCAACUAUACGGUCGACGAAAGGUCAAAGUACUGAUCAGAUCAGCUCUUCUCAUUUUGAAAGCAGUCAAAAAUCAUCUUCCUCUUCAAAUACCGUCGUGAAAUCUUCAUCAUCCGUGCAGGCCCACAUUGAGCAAUCGUCAUCAGUGACAAGUUCCGAUCAAAUUGCUAGUCAUUCUAAUCCUACGAGUCAAACAUCUUCAAAAUCGUUCGAAUCGGUGAGGUCAAGUCAACUGGUGGAGCAAGGUGUAACUAAAGAUGGUCAAACGGUGAAAUCAAGAACGGAAAUACAAAAGGCUGGACACAGAGUAAACGACAACGGAAAAGUUACAUCAUCAAAGACGGAAAGCGUUGACAGUGAGACAAGCGUACUACCAGCUGAUGGUAAGGAUGGUAAUAAAACCUUACCUACUUCCCAAAACGUUAAAGUUAUUGGCGAGCGGGUGAGUCCAGACAAAACAACAGGUAAUGUAACAAUUCGUACGAGAGUAACAGAUAGUAUUGGCCAAAGUGUAGCGACGACUGAGCAGGUACGAAGUGACGGUACCGCACAUAAUACCAAGCCCGGUGCAUCUACGUGGGACGGAAAUUUCGUCCUCGAAAAAUCGGUAAAACAAAAUCCAAGGAACACGUCAAGUUCAAGCGUCUUACGUCAAACUGGAAAAGAUUCUCCGUCGUCAAAAAAGUCGAAGGAUAAAAGUACUAAUGUAUCUCGAACAAUCGCUGGCGACAAUAAAUCUGUAACACAGAUACAACAGGGAUCUUCGAAUACCACCGAAGUUCGCGGCUCGACUCACAUUGAUCAGAAACGAUCUUCCAGUACCGUAAUUCAAGAUCAAGACUCCACCGUUCAAAGUUAUACUUUGGAAACUGUAAACACGUAUGAUUCUACUGGAAAGCUCAUUAGCAGUGUCACUCGCCGUGUGCCUUCGGAAACUAGCGGGUUCACGGAUAGUGAAGAAACAUCUAUAGACCAACAGACGUCAACAUUUAUUCAUGAAACCGAUUCCAGUGAUCAAAACACGCGCUACUCAAAGCCCGGAGACUCUGCUUGGGAUGGAAAAUUUGUUUAUGAAAAACCUUCCCCUACCCGAAAGUGGAAUACAUCUGAUGCUUCAAUAUUUCAGCAUCCUGGCCAAGAUGGAGUAGUCGAAUCCACGAGACGUAUUGACUCGAGAGAAUCGAAUCUAGAUGGUUCCUACAACAAAGAAUCUACGACUAAUGUUCACACUGCUCGAGGAUCUACAGAAUCAUCAGAAUUUUUGACACGCGAACGUGUAGAUGUCAGCAAGGAAUCUUAUGUGUAUACGGACGAUGGCAGGACCCCACAAACUGUUGCAGAUCCUCCAGAGGGUACCCGAAUCAACAAGCCUGGUCAGUUAAAUCCAAACGGUCAAUAUAUGCGAGAAAAUUCGCAAGAUAAUAGAUCCAAACAAUCGACCGAUGCUACGGUGGUGAGAAGAACUAAGCCGAGAAAUGAUUCCGUGGAAGUACAAGACAUAACCGAAGAAGUUAACGUCAGUAACGUCUCCGAAUCAGUCUCCUCUUCCUAUAUAGUUGAACAUUCGUCAAGUAGCGAUAUAAAAAACAUCGAUAAGAUAACCUCUGUAUCGGAAACAAUCAUCGAAGAAGAGCCUUCUGGGAGAGGAACUAUUAGUCAUACUCCUCACAAUCGUCCUGAAAGCCCUGAUAAGUCACGAGGACAUCCCAGAGACCGUGUACCUGUAAGCAAUAAGCCUGGCCAAUCAACUUGGGACGGUCACUUUAUUUACGAAAAACCACAAACACCAACUUCUGACCGACGCCACCCACCUAACGGUAGCCCUGUGGAUUCUUUGACCAGAAGGACUAACAGGCGUAGCAACGUAAUAGACAUUUCUGACGUCACAGAAGAUAAUUCCAUCAAUGAAGUCGAUACUGUGUCAACUUCAUACAUUGUUGAGCACUCCUCAAGUCAGCAAAGUUUUACCGACUGUAAAGACCAUGUAAGUAUUUCUUCAAUUACGUCAGAAACCACUGUUUACGAUGACCAGCAAGGUAAUCGUCCUGGUACUGCUCAGAGGAAGCAUCCACUAGAUGGACAUCCAACUCCAUCAGAACAUCUUGACAGUCCAGACAAGACUGCAAGACCCACAAAACCAGGAUCUUCGACAUGGGAUGGUUCGUUUUUGUAUGAAAAGGUAUCAGAUCAAAAGAAACCUGCUGACUUAAAAAGACAACCUGUGAUCGGUGAUGGUAAAAAACCAAGUGACAGUAGACAACGACCCACCACUGAGAAUAAAAGACUCACCGGCGGUAGCCCAAGUGAACAAGAUCGCAAAAAUUUACGCCACGGCAGUGACACUACCUUGAACAUAGGUAGUACUAUAGAAGAUGAAGUCAUUUCAAGUUCUAUCAUUGUAGAACAAUCCAAUAUCCAAGAGAGUUUUACCGACUCAAAGAAUCUAGAUUUCUCCACGACGGUAACGGAGACGGUAAUAAUUCGGGAUGGCAAACCUGUCGAAAAACAAACGAUUCGAUCCAUCACUGAUGAACAUUAUCCCGAUAGUCCUGAUAAGAGAGCACCGAGUUCGCCAGACAAACUCAUCAAUACUCCUGGAAGCCCACACAAAAAGACCGCUCAUCCCGAUGACGCGAGUAUUCGACCCACAAAACCCGGCUCUUCGACAUGGGAUGGUUCCUUCGUUGUCGAAAAGAGACCAACAGCACAGAAGCCCGCUGAUUCUCGGAAAGAACCCCGAGUCAAUGAGAAAAGGAAACCGACCGAUGGAAGACAACAACCGAUUGACGAUGGUAAGAAACCAACGACCAGAAGACCUUCAGAUGGCAAGCCAAGUGAUGUGGAGCGUAGAACAUCGAAACAUGUAAGUGACAGUACUUUGAGCAUCGCUAACACGACCGAGGAUGUUUCUAGCACUUCCGAAGUCGUCACGAGCUCCUUUGUCGUGGAGCGAUCCGACAUCCAGGCGAGUUACACUGAUUUGCAGAAUACAGAUUUCUCUACGUCGUUAACGGUAGUUAUGCGCGAUGGUAAGCCAGUCGAAAGACACACAGUUUAUUCCUCAACCGAUCAACAUCGCCCUGGUAGCCCUGAUAAGAGAACACCCACUCCGAGAGAUAAGACUGUCGAUGGGCAGAGAAGCCCAGACAAAAUAACAGGCCCUCCUGAUGACAAAAGUGCUCGUCCAACAAAGCCCGGUUCUUCAACGUGGGAUGGUUCCUUCGUUAUUGAAAAACCACAGGGGCAAAAAAAGCCUGCAGAUUUGCGGAAAGAACCCAUUGUCGAUGAUCAGAGAAAGCCAAAUGAUGGAAAACGGCAACCGAACGAUGGAGACAAGAGACCCUCCACCGCAAAGCCUUCCGAUGUGGGGCGUAAGACCACAAAGCACGUGAGUGAUAGUACUUUGAGCCUCGGCAAUACAACUAAAGAUGUAUCCAGUACGUCUGAUGUAAUUACCAGCAGCUCUUUCGUCGUAGAAGAGUCUCAUGCCCAGGAAAGUUAUAGAGAUUCGAAGAACGUGGAUUUUUCAACCAUGUCUACUGAAACAUUACUGAUUCGCGACGGAAAACCUGUUGAUAGAUCUGUGACUCAUUCAAAACCCGGUCAGCGUCGACCUGGCAGCCCUGAGAAAAGAACUCCUCUUCCCAGAGAAAAUAUUGUCGAAAGACCAGAGAGUCCAACUAAAAAGGGAUCCGCUCCAGAAGACAAAAACAUCCGGCCCACAAAGCCUGGAUCUUCAACUUGGGAUGGGUCUUUCGUUUACGAAAAACCCCAAGAAUCUACUCCAAAACCUAUUCAAAAGAAAACGCCAUCUGAUGACAAAAAAAGGCCAACUGACGUACGUCCCAAGGGCGGAAAAUUGGUUGACACGACAGGUCAAGUAUCAACUAUGACUUCCGCAGAUCUCCGGAAAACUUCAGAAGAUAUCAGGGAUACGUUGGACGUAACGACUAGUACUUACGUUACCAAACAGACUUCCAUAAAAGACUCGAAGAAGUUUGGUUCAACAAGUGUGUCUGAAACAAUAGUGCACGAAGAGUCUGAAAAUAAGCAAUCAAGAGAUGACUCCAGGAAGCCGAAGAGGCUUGAAGACCUCGAUAAAUCACCCGAAAGGCAACCUGGUCAAUCUGGACGUCGGCCAGAUGGAAAAACGUCCCCCGAACGAAGGCCUGGAGAGCCAGAGAAGCCUGAAGACAGGUCAACUCGUCCAACCAAACUUGGCUCUUCGACGUGGAGUGGUGGUUUCGUUUAUGAACAGCCUAAAACACCAACUCCAAUCAAUAAGAAACCUGGUCAGCAAAAAGAACCGACUGAUGACAAAAAACGUCCAUUAGAAGACAAGAAAAAACCAUCCAACGAGCGCCCAAAGGAUCAGAAAAUUACUGACACAGUUGUUCGAAAAUCGUCCACAAGUUCCACUGAUAUUCGAGACAUUACUGAAGACGUAACUGAUGUAACAAUAAAUACUUACGUCAGUGAACAGACGUCUGUGAGGGACUCGAAGAAAUUUGGUUCAACAGUUGUUUCCGAAACAGUAGUCUAUGAAGGAUCACCAGACAAUAGACCAAGGGAUGAUGGUGGUCAGCCGAAGAAACCUGAUGGUGACAAAGCGCCUCAACAGCGACCAGGUGAGCCUAAAAGGCGUCCAGAUGAAAAAUCAGUUUCUGGCCAAAAGCCCAAAAGGGAAGAAAGCCCCGAAGACAGGUCGACUCGUCCAACCAAACUUGGUUCUUCGACGUGGAGUGGUGCUUUCGUUUAUGAACAGCCUAAAACACCAACUCCAAUCAAUAAGAAACCUGGUCAGCAAAAAGAACCGACUGAUGACAAAAAACGUCCAUUAGAAGACAAGAAAAAACCAUCCAGCGAGCGCCCAAAAGAUCAGAAAAUUACUGACACAGUUGUUCGAAAAUCGUCCACAAGUUCCACUGAUAUUCGAGACAUUACUGAAGACGUAACUGAUGUAACAAUAAAUACUUACGUCAGUGAACAGACGUCUUCUGUGAGUGACUCGAAGAAAUUUGGUUCAACAGUUGUUUCCGAAACAGUAGUCUAUGAAGGAUCACCAGACAAUAGACCAAGGGAUGAUGGUGGUCAGCCGAAGAAACCUGAUGGUGACAAAAUGCCUCAACAGCGACCGGGUGAGCCUCAAAGGCGUCCAGAUGAUAAAGCGGUUCCUGGCCAAAAACCCAAAAGGGAAGAAAGCCCCGAAGACAGAUCGACUCGUCCAACCAAACUUGGCUCUUCGACGUGGAGCGGUGCUUUCGUUUAUGAACAGCCUAAAACACCAGCACCAGUCAAUAAGAAACCUAGUCAGCAGAAAGAACCGACUGAUGACAAAAAACGUCCAUUAGAAGACAAGAAAAAACCAUCUAACGAGCGCCCAAAGGAUCAGAAAAUUACUGACACAGUUGUUCGAAAAUCGUCCACAACUUCCACUGAUAUUCGGGACAUUACUGAAGACGUUACUGAUGUAACAAUAAAUACUUAUAUUAGCGAACAAACGUCUGUGAGUGACACAAAGAAAUUUGGUUCAACAGUUGUUUCCGAAACAGUAGUCUAUGAAGGAUCACCAGACAAUAAACCAAGGGAUGAUCGUGGUCAGCCGAAGAAACCUGACGGUGACAAAAUGCCUCAACAGCGACCAGGUGAGCCUAAAAGGCGUCCAGAUGAAAAAUCGGUUCCUGGCCAAAAGCCCAAAAGGGAAGAAAGCCCCGAUGAUAGGUCGACUCGUCCAACCAAACUUGGCUCUUCGACGUGGAGCGGUGCUUUCGUUUAUGAACAGCCUAAAGAACCGACCGGUAAGAAACCCGAGCCAAAAACGGGACCAACUGCUGAUAAAAAACAGCCCACUGACAGUAAAAAGAAACCAGAUGGAAAACGCCCUACUGAUUCCGUGGUUCAAAAACCUUCUACUACUCCAACCGACGCCCCAGCUGAUAAAAGGCCUGAACAGAAGAAGCCCGGAGACAGUACCGAGAAGCCUAAAAAGUCGGAAAAUCUUUAUGAAAAACCUGAAAGUUCUUCUGACCGUCCUGCUGGAAAACGAGAACCUGAAGACCGAAGACCAGAGAGUCCCACAGACAAAUCCUUCAGACCAGAUAAACCCGGUUCUUCGACCUGGAAUGGUUCUUUCGUUUACGAAAAACCGAAAUCUACAGAAAAGCCAGAGAAGCCAACUGACGGAAAGAAACCAAAACAUCCGAGUUCGCCGAAGGACGUCGUUCCAAAACGUCACCCAUCAGAGCAAAGCCCAGACGAAGUUACUAAAAUGACCUUCAGUCAGACCACCAUUGAUCUGCAGGACGUAACUGAUAUCCAACAAUCUUCAUACGUCAUCGAGCAGUCAUCGAGUUACACCAGUGUCAAGGACGUACGCGAUGUCACCGAGGAAUACAUCACCACUGAUUACACAACGGAAAAACGUCAUGACUUGAGAGAUGUUACUGAGUCAACGACAGAGUUUAUCGGCCAUGAACAGGUGAAUAGCAUGGUAGCCAGAGACGUUGUGGAUGACAAGAGAUUCGAAAAAAUCACAACCACCAAAGGGCCAAAAGACACGCCAACACCAAAGUCAAUUCCUGCUGCUGGUAAGCCCAGCCGUCCACAACGCCGUGAUGAAUCUCCGAAAAAACCUGGUGAUGAUGCUGACAAGCCUAAGAAACCAAAAAAACCUUCCGAUCGUCGGUCUGUUUCUCCGGAGAAACCUAGUGACCAAAAAUCACCAGACAGCAAGCCAAGGCCAGCUGCUGGAAAGCCUAGUCGCCCGGACGAAAAGCCACGACGUGGUGAUCAAACGCCAGAUUCCUUGGACGAGGACGAACCACAGCCAAAAAAGUUACUGGAGCCUGCUGAUGUCCUGGCUAAAAUACCACUGAAGGAACAGUGUAUUUGCGAGCUAUGUACCUGCGGACGGCACCGAUGUCCUCACAAUGUUGGCCAGGACAAUUUUGAAUCACCUCACGAGCCUAUAGACAGCGUAACGUCUUACCGCCACGAAUACGAUGAAAAGCACGUAGAUAGACAAGUGAUAGUUCACCAUGAAGACCACCUGCACCUGGAGGGUGAAUUCAUUGGGGAACGACGUACUGACUACGUCGUCACCCAUGGAGACCGAGCUCCGGUUCGAAAGCCUCAGGAUAAUCUUCAUCCUGAAGGAGAUUUCUACGGACGUCCUAAGGAAGAAGCGCCCACCAUAGGCGAACGAGCACCCGUUAGGCGUCCCCAAGACAAUUUAAGGCCCGAGGGUGAUUUCGAUGGCGUGACAACAAAAGAGCUGGCCUUCCCCGGGCUACCCGGCGAACGACCAAGCCCUGUGCGUCGCAAUACCUACACAAAAGUAGAGGGUGAAUUUAUAGACGAAACUACGAGUCGAACUGAGUAUAUCGAUCAUCGAACUAUACAGCGAGCGGAAGUAAUUAGACGUACAGAUAAUUUGAUCAUUGGCGAAGGAGAGUUUACGGGAACCUCUCACGUCAAAGAAGACUUUCCAACUUACGAAAUUGUUGAGCAUGAAGAACCCACGAUCCGUCGCAAAACAACAACGGACGAAGUAGACAGAUAUUAUGGCAGGACGGACAUUAUCGAAAACUUUACAACCACCAAUGAAGAGUACCGUAACUUUGAUCAAACUGACUACAUGUCUACAACAAUUAUCAGACGCGAUGAUAAUCUCAAGCCAGAAGGUCCUUUCGAAGGAACACCUAAAUCCAGGGAUGACUACGUGCCAAUGCUUACCGAAAGACGAGAACCGCAUAAACCGAAAGACAAUCUGAAGCCUGAAGGACCUUUCGAAGGACGUCCCAAAGACGAUUUCAAACCAACCACGGGAGAUCGUGCGCCAGUUAAAAAACCUCAGGACAACCUUAAGACCGAAGGGCCUUUUGAAGGGCGCCCUAAGGAUGAUUUCUCUCCGAAACAAAGUGAACGACCCGAAGUUAAGAAGCCUAAGGACAAUCUUCGCCCCGAAGGAACCUUCGAAGAUCGACCGAAAGACAAAUUCACACCGGCUGAACGACGCACACCCAUUAAACAUGCAGACAAUUUGAAACCUGAAGGAGAAUUUGAAAGACCCAUCCGAGAACCGUACGGUCCGGGUGAAAGAGCGCCAAUCGUUCGCCACCCUGACAAUUUGUUCCCCAAGGGUGAUUUCCCGGAUAGAGAGCGUCAACCAUUUGAACCUGCUGAACGCAGGACCCCGAUAAAGCCUGGAGAUAAUUUACGCCCUGAAGGAGACUUUGAUGGCCGCCCCAAAAAUGACUAUGGACCGAAAUAUGUCGAAAAACCUGAUGUCAAACGACCCCAGGAUAACCUCAAGCCUGAAGGACCAUUCGAGGGUCGACCAAAGGAUAAAUAUACUCCUGGAGAACGUCGCCAGCCGAUCAGACAUCCUGACAAUCUUCAUCCCGAAGGUGAGUUCGAAAGACCUGAGGAAGAACCCUUCGGGCCCGGUGACAGAGCUGAAAUUGUCCGCCAUCCAGAUAAUUUAUUCCCGUCGGGAGAAUUCUUGGACAGAGAACGUAAGCCCUUUGAACCCGCAGAGAGAAGAAAGCCAAUCAAGCAUCCAGAUAAUUUAAAACCAGAAGGUGACUUUGAACGUCCAGAGCACGAAAAAUUCCGUCCUGCUGAAAAGCCUAAGGUCAAGAAGCCUCAAGAUAAUCUUAAGCCAGAAGGCGAUUUCGAACGACCAGAACCGACUAAAGUGGGUCCAAGUGAAAAACGAACACCAAUUAAACAUCCGGAUAACUUGAAACCAGAAGGUGAUUUUACUGGCAAACCAAAAGACGAUUACAAGCCCAUGCAGGGAGAACGUGCGGACGUUAAACGACCAGAAGAUAAUUUGAAACCUGAGGGUAUAUUUGAAGGCAGACCUAGGGAUGAUUAUAAACAUGUCACAGUUGACCGUGUCGAUAUUGUCAAGCAUUCUGACAACCUGUAUAUGGAAGGUGAAAUUUCAACAUACAGAUCACGAGACGAGUAUGCUGACUUCUUGGUUAGAGAACGAGUAGAAGUGACAAAACAUCAGGAUAACCUAAGGCCCGAAGGACCAUUUGAAGGUCGACCUAGAGAUGAUUAUUCACCAAAAACUGCUGAAAGACCAGAAGUGAGGAAACCAAAGGACAAUUUACGACCUGAAGGAGAAUUUGAAAGACCAGAAAAAACACCAUAUGGCCCUGCUGAAAAACGAACACCAAUCAAACAUGAAGAUAAUCUUCGACCUGAAGGUGAAUUCGAAAGACCUGAGCAUGAAAAAUACCGUCCUGCCGAAAGACCCGAAGUUAAGAAACCCAAAGACAACCUGCGACCUGAAGGAGAAUUCGAGAGACCCGAAAAGACACCUUACGGACCUGCUGAAAAACGGACGCCGAUCAAACACGAUGACAAUCUUCGACCGGAAGGUGAAUUUGAGAGGCCGGAACAUGAAAAGUACCGCCCCGCUGAGAGACCUGAAGUCAAACGACCGAAGGACAACCUGCGACCUGAAGGAGAAUUCGAAAGACCCGAAAAGACGCCUUACGGACCUGCUGAGAAACGGACGCCGAUCAAGCACGACGAUAAUCUUCGACCUGAAGGUGAAUUCGAAAGACCUGAGCAUGAAAAGUACCGCCCCGCUGAGAGACCUGAAGUCAAACGACCGAAGGACAACCUGCGACCUGAAGGAGAAUUCGAAAGACCCGAAAAGACGCCUUACGGACCUGCUGAGAAACGGACGCCGAUCAAGCACGACGAUAAUCUUCGACCUGAAGGUGAAUUCGAAAGACCUGAGCAUGAAAAGUACCGCCCCGCUGAGAGACCUGAAGUCAAACGACCGAAGGACAACCUGCGACCUGAAGGAGAAUUCGAGAGACCCGAAAAGACGCCUUACGGACCAGCUGAAAAACGGACGCCGAUCAAACACGAUGAUAAUCUUCGACCGGAAGGUGAAUUUGAGAGGCCCGAACAUGAAAAGUACCGCCCCGCUGAGAGACCUGAAGUCAAACGACCGAAGGACAACCUGCGACCUGAAGGAGAAUUCGAGAGACCCGAAAAGACACCUUACGGACCUGCUGAAAAACGGACGCCGAUCAAACACGAUGAUAAUCUUCGACCGGAAGGUGAAUUUGAGAGGCCCGAACAUGAAAAGUACCGCCCCGCUGAAAGACCUGAAGUCAAACGACCGAAGGACAACCUGCGACCUGAAGGGGAAUUCGAAAGACCCGAAAAAACGCCUUACGGACCUGCUGAGAAACGGACGCCGAUCAAGCACGACGAUAAUCUUCGACCUGAAGGCGAAUUCGAAAGGCCUGAGCAUGCAAAGUACCGCCCCGCUGAGAGACCUGAAGUUAAACGACCGAAGGACAACCUGCGACCUGAAGGAGAAUUCGAAAGACCCGAAAAGACGCCUUACGGACCUGCUGAGAAACGGACGCCGAUCAAGCACGACGAUAAUCUUCGACCUGAAGGUGAAUUCGAAAGGCCUGAGCAUGAAAAGUACCGCCCCGCUGAGAGACCUGAAGUCAAACGACCGAAGGACAACCUGCGACCUGAAGGAGAAUUCGAAAGACCCGAAAAGACGCCCUACGGACCUGCUGAGAAACGGACGCCGAUCAAGCACGACGAUAAUCUUCGACCUGAAGGUGAAUUCGAAAGACCUGAGCAUGAAAAGUACCGCCCCGCUGAGAGACCUGAAGUCAAACGACCGAAGGACAACCUGCGACCUGAAGGAGAAUUCGAAAGACCCGAAAAGACGCCUUACGGACCUGCUGAGAAACGGACGCCGAUCAAACAUGAUGAUAACCUUCGACCAGAGGGUGAAUUCGAAAGACCUGAGCAUGAAAAGUACCGCCCCGCUGAGAGACCUGAAGUCAAGAAGCCGAAAGACAACCUUCGGCCAGAGGGUGAGUUUGAAAGACCAGAAAAAACUCCGUAUGGUCCAGCUGAAAAACGAACACCGAUCAAACACGAUGAUAACCUUCGACCAGAGGGUGAAUUUGAAAGACCCGAGCAUGAAAAGUACCGUCCUGCCGAAAGACCGGAAGUCAAACGACCGAAGGACAACCUGCGACCUGAAGGAGAAUUCGAAAGACCCAAAAAGACGCCUUACGGACCUGCUGAGAAACGGACGCCGAUCAAGCACGACGAUAAUCUUCGACCUGAAGGUGAAUUCGAAAGACCUGAGCAUGAAAAGUACCGCCCCGCUGAGAGACCUGAAGUCAAACGACCGAAGGACAACCUGCGACCUGAAGGAGAAUUCGAAAGACCCGAAAAGACGCCUUACGGACCUGCUGAGAAACGGACGCCGAUCAAACAUGAUGAUAACCUUCGACCAGAGGGUGAAUUCGAAAGACCUGAGCAUGAAAAGUACCGCCCCGCUGAGAGACCUGAAGUCAAGAAGCCGAAAGACAACCUUCGGCCAGAGGGUGAGUUUGAAAGACCAGAAAAAACUCCGUAUGGUCCAGCUGAAAAACGAACACCGAUCAAACACGAUGAUAACCUUCGACCAGAGGGUGAAUUUGAAAGACCCGAGCAUGAAAAGUACCGUCCUGCCGAAAGACCGGAAGUCAAACGACCGAAGGACAACCUGCGACCUGAAGGCGAAUUCGAGAGACCCGAAAAGACGCCUUACGGACCUGCUGAGAAACGGACGCCGAUCAAGCACGACGAUAAUCUUCGACCUGAAGGUGAAUUCGAAAGGCCGGAACAUGAAAAGUACCGCCCCGCUGAGAGACCCGAAGUCAAACGACCGAAGGACAACCUGCGACCUGAAGGCGAAUUCGAGAGACCCGAAAAGACGCCUUACGGACCUGCUGAGAAACGGACGCCGAUCAAGCACGACGAUAAUCUUCGACCUGAAGGUGAAUUCGAAAGGCCGGAACAUGAAAAGUACCGCCCCGCUGAGAGACCCGAAGUCAAACGACCGAAGGACAACCUGCGACCUGAAGGGGAAUUCGAAAGACCCGAAAAGACGCCUUACGGACCUGCUGAGAAACGGACGCCGAUCAAACAUGAUGAUAACCUUCGACCAGAGGGUGAAUUCGAAAGACCUGAGCAUGAAAAGUACCGCCCCGCUGAGAGGCCUGAAGUCAAGAAGCCAAAAGACAAUCUACGACCUGAGGGAGAAUUCGAGAGACCCGAAAAGACACCUUACGGACCUGCUGAGAAACGAACGCCGAUCAAGCACCACGAUAAUCUGCGACCUGAAGGUGAAUUUCAAAGACCUGAGCAUGAAAAGUACCGCCCCGCUGAAAGACCUGAAGUUAAGAAGCCGAAAGACAACCUUCGACCGGAGGGUGAGUUUGAGAGACCAGAAAAAACUCCGUACGGUCCGGCUGAAAAACGAACACCGAUCAAACACGAUGAUAAUCUUCGACCUGAAGGUGAAUUCGAAAGACCCGAGCAUGAAAAGUACCGUCCUGCUGAAAGACCCGAAGUUAAGAAGCCAAAAGACAACCUUCGACCGGAGGGCGAGUUUGAGAGACCAGAAAAAACGCGUUACGGCCCGGCAGAAAAGCGAACACCAAUCAAACACGAUGAUAACCUUCGACCAGAGGGUGAAUUCGAAAGACCAGAACACGAACGGUAUCGUCCUGCAGAAAGACCCGAAGUCAAGAAGCCUAAAGAUAACCUUCGGCCGGAGGGCGAGUUCGAAAGACCAGAAAAGACUCCUUAUGGUCCUGCUGAAAAACGAACGCCAAUCAAGCACGACGAUAAUCUUCGACCGGAAGGUGAAUUUGAGAGGCCAGAGCAUGAAAGGUACCGUCCUGCCGAAAGACCUGAAGUUAAGAAGCCGAAAGAUAACCUUCGACCGGAAGGUGAGUUUGAGAGACCAGAAAAAACGCGCUACGGCCCAGCAGAAAAGCGAACACCAAUCAAACACGAUGAUAACCUUCGACCAGAGGGUGAAUUCGAAAGACCAGAACACCAACGAUAUCGUCCUGCUGAAAGACCAGAAGUCAAGAAGCCUAAAGAUAACCUUCGGCCAGAGGGCGAGUUUGAAAGACCAGAAAAGACUUCAUAUGGUCCUGCUGAAAAACGAACGCCGAUCAAGCACGGCGAUAAUCUUCGACCGGAAGGUGAAUUUGAGAGGCCAGAGCAUGAAAAGUUCCGACCUGCCGAAAGACCUGAAGUUAAAAGGCCAAAAGACAACCUUCGACCGGAGGGAGAAUUUGAGAGACCUGAGAAAACAUCGGUUGGGCCAGCUGAAAGACGAACACCUAUUAAACAUUCUGACAAUCUGAAGCCCGAGGGUGAUUUUGUUGGCAGAGUGAGGGAUGACUACAAGAUAAUUAAAGGCGAGCGUGUUGACGUAAUUAAACAUACUGAUAAUCUUCGAAUGGAAGGUGACAUCCAAACUUAUCGAUCCCGUGACGAUUACACAGACUUUCUCCUCAGAGAGCGUGUUGAAGUUACUAAAUAUGAAGAUAAUUUACGUAUGGAAGGAGAAUUCAUCGAUAUGAGAACGCGUGAUGAUUAUAAAGUAGUUAAAGGAGAAAGAGCUGAAGUAAAGAAGCCCAAAGACAAUCUUAAACCAGAAGGAGAAUUCGAAAGGCCAGACAAGAAACCCGUCGGGCCGGCAGAGCGUCGAACACCAAUCAAACACGCUGACAACCUAAAACCAGAAGGGGACUUUACGGAUCGCCCGCAAGAAGAAGCCCCGAAAAAAGGAGAAAGAGCUGAAAUAAAGAAACCCAAAGAUAACCUCCGUCCUGAGGGUGAAUUCGAUAGGCCUGAAAAAACAUCUUACGGCCCUGCAGAGAAAAGAACACCAAUCAAACACGCUGAUAAUCUCAAACCCGAAGGUGACUUUACUGGACGUCCAAAGGAAGAGACUCCAAAACGUGGCGACCGAGCUGAUAUCAAGAAACCGAAAGAUAAUUUACGUCCAGAAGGAAAUUUCGAGCGUCCCGACAAAACACCCGUUGGACCAGCUGAGCGCAGGACACCUAUACGCCACGAAGACAAUCUUCAUCCGGAGGGAGAAUUUACUGGACGUCCCAAAGAUGAUUUCACUCCGAAACGUGCAGAACGUCCAGUGCAAAAGAAACCUCAAGAUAACCUCAAACCAGAAGGUGAAUUCACUGGCAAGCCAAGAGAGGAUUACGUUAGAAAGAUUGGGGAGCGAUCCGAAAUUGUUGUGCAUAAGGAUAAUCUAAGAAUGGAAGGUGAAAUUGAUGUGCACAGGUCAAGAGACGAUUACACCACUUCGAGAACCGAACGCGUUAACGUUGUCAGACAUGAAGAUAACCUGAAGAUCGAAGGAGAAUUUAUUGACGUGCGUAGACGUGAUGAUUACAAUAUAACACGUGGCGAACGCACUGAGAUUAUUAGGCACGAAGACAAUCUCCGCCCAGAAGGUGACUUUGAACGUCCAGAAAAAGCACCGGUGGGUCCAGCUGAACGUAGAUCACCUAUAAAACACCCAGACAAUCUAAAACCAGAGGGAGACUUCAUUCGUCGACCAAAGGAUGCUGCACCAACCAAAGGAGAUCGGGCUGUUGUCCAGAAGCCUAAAGACAACCUCAGACCAGAAGGUGACUUUGAAAGGCCUGAUAAAUCACCCGUUGGUCCAGGUGAAAGGCGGACACCGAUCCGACAUGCAGAUAACCUCAAACCAGAGGGUGAUUUCGAAAGAAGGUCUCCAACUAAAGUGGGGCCAGGUGAAAGACGGACCCCGAUUCGCCACGAGGAUAACCUCAAGCCUGAGGGUGAUUUCGAGAGACGGAUUCCAAGUAAAGUGGGACCAGGUGAAAGACGAACUCCGAUUCGCCAUGAGGACAACUUGAAACCCGAAGGUGAUUUUGAGAAACGAGCACCAAGUAAAGUAGGACCAGGUGAAAAACGCACUCCGAUUCGCCAUGAAGACAAUCUUCAUCCGGAAGGUGACUUCUACGGGAUGCCGAAAAAUGAAUCGACGCCGAAGAAGGGUGAUCGCGCAGUUAUCAAACGCCCGCAAGAUAACCUGCGAUCUGAGGGUGAAAUGCAAAUGACACAAACUUCUAAAGAUGAUUACAAAGUUGUAAAAGGCGAUCGAGUCGAAAUACGUCGCCGCGAAGAUCAUCUGCGCAUGGAAGGAGAGAUUGACGUGCGUAGAUCAAGAGACGAUUACAAAAAGAUCACGAAGGUCGAAAGAGUGGAUGUUACAAGACACGAAGAUAAUCUUAGGAUUGAGGGUGAAUUCAUUGAUGUCCGUAGAAGAGAUGACUACACCACACAUGUUGGUGGUGAAAGAACCAUUAUUCAGAGACAGCGUGACAACUUAAGACCUGAAGGUGACUUUGAAAGACCAGAGAAGACUCACGUUGGUCCAGGUGAGAGAAGAUCUCCUAUCAAGCAUCCAGAUAAUCUGAAGCCUGAAGGUGAUUUUGAGCAGCGAAUACCGCAACAAGUUGGACCUGGUGAACGUAGAACACCCAUCCGUCACGGAGAUAACUUGAAAUCGGAAGGUGACUUUGACGGCCGACCAAGAGACGACUACUCGCCGAAAAAAGGAGAGAGAACCGAAAUAGUACGGAGAGAGGAUAACUUAAAAAUGACUGGUGAUUUCCGCGAUACAACUUCACAGAAAUCGGCAUACAAAGUUAUUCAUGGCGAACGCGUAGAAGUCAAACGCCACGAGGGUAACCUGAAAAUCAGUACUGGUGCAAUGGAAUCUAGGACAACUUCGAAAGAUACAUUCACACCAACCAGGAAAGAUUCAGCCGGCAUCGUAUCCUACGAUCGGCCAGUAAAUCGCCAAACACACAUGGAGUCCUCAAUUUCACUUGGUGAAGACACAAGUACAAUGUCCACGACAAAUCAACGUAACUACAACACAUACACACGGAAAACUGGUCGUGAAGUAGCUACUAAACUAGACGAUGUGCAAUCAGAUGUUAAACGAGCUGCGACAACGGAAACUAAAACUAUGCCUGAUGGUUCAAUAGUUACGGUCAUUAGGGAAACGACAACAAAACACACAGGGAAAAAGUUAACUGAUCAAACAACUCACCACCAACAUGCUCAUCAUACAAACGUGUCGGAGCGCCACGCUACUCGAGUUAUCGAUAACUCUGUAAUUGGUGGUGGUCCCGGCGGUCCAAGAGGGGACUCGUCCGUUGGUAGCAUAGUCCAAGACAAUGACAUUUCCCGAAGGUCAACUACAGUCGUGGACAACCAGCGAUAUGCUAACGAACAACAUCAUCGUACAAGCAACGAACAACGUCUGAGAUCCGAGAAUGUGUCUCAAACGCGUUACGUGGUCGAUGACAGAUCAAUAACCGAUGUGAAUAAGCACGCCCGAAAUCAAAUCACGCGAGACAUAUCAUCAAAUACGCGCCACUUGGCAGACAACAGGUCAACAAGCACGCAAGAUAUUCAAAAACAACAACAAAUCGAACGACAUCAACGACAGCAUCAGCACCAACAGCAGCAUCAACACCAGCAUCAACACCAGCACCAGCAUCAGCACGAAAUUUCUCGGCGUGAUUACGUGAAUUCCGAAUUGGUUGACAACAGGCAAACAAACGCAUCGCGUCAUCAACACAGCUCGAUGCAUACUCAACAUACCGUUGCCAGUCAAGCACGAUACAACACGAAUCAAUCGAGCAGCAGCGACUUGAAACAAAUCAUUGGAGGAUAUUCCGGACAGUCAGUGGUGGAUUCUUCUACCAAGACCAGUCAUCACAGAAAAAAUAUCAUCUCUUCGUCGGCCGCAGAUGUGAGCAAUUCAGUGCUGCAUCGCAGAGGAGUAACCUCAUCGACUGAGGCACUUCACACGAUUUCGUCGACUGCUGCGGCUCAACGAAAGAGCAUAUCGAACCUUGCUGAUUCUGGACAGUAUAUCAGUAAUUCGAGUCAGAGUAGCGACCGUCGAAGUCUGACCUCCUUACACCGUAGUACCAAGGAUGGCAACCCUUGGGCAUCAGCGACAUAUGAAAGGCCACAACGGGUCGUUCAUCGGGAUAACCUUACGAUUGGCGGAAAAUUCUACUCUCAACGCGAAGCCAACAGCUACGGUAACUUCACGACGCAGAAGACCGAACGCGUUCAAAGACGCUCGAACGUAUCACACAUCGCUCUUGGCGAUGGCAGCGCAACUACGUCAACAUCCUAUAAGAAGGAGUUCGUUCCGAAACAACAGGGUCCAUGUCCAGCUGCUCUAUUGGAAGCUAAAAAAGCGCCCUUCAAGCACACAAGAGAUACGCCAAAACACAAGUUCUACAUGCCACUGAUUUCCAAUUAAUUUAUUAGGUUACCAGUCCUCUGAGUCGUACACAAACGCUGUAACUUUUAUCGCACUUACUUCUCUUGAUGUCAUUUGAAGCAAGCGUAAGUCGGCGAAAUUCCUUUUCGACACCCUAGAACUGUGAUAAAAAUUCAGAAUUUUACUAUUCUCCACGUUAAAUUGAUGUGAUUAUCUAACUAUACUAUACGGUUACAUUUUUUGCAAGAAUAUCCACAAUGAUAUUUUAUCUAUACUGUGAUAAAUUAUUGUUGAAUAUUAUUUCCCGAGAAACUUAUAUAUGCUAAUAUCUGCAUUGGUUACAUAUGGUGAAAUUUAUCUCGUUAUUGAUAUACACGAUAUACUCGUAUACUAUAAACAUUAUACUUAUAUAAUAUAAAUAUAACUCAUCGCAUGUAAGUCUGUUAAAACAUGGAAUCAAGCAGAAAUAAACGUGACUGAUUGCAAAAGUGCAUUGCAAAGCAACAACAAUAGAGCUUAAAAUGGCGAAAAAUUCGAACAGAUUAAAAUCAAAGAAAUAUCAAAGUAGUCCAAUCGUUGAUCUAAAUUUUGAUUUAAGAUCAAAAUAAUGUUAUUCUCGAAAGCAUUCCAAAAUUAAAAUUGAUUUUAAAGAUCUUGACUAUCAAUUUAUAUAUUAAUUUAUGCACUAUAGUUCGCAAAUAAUUGAUCAAAUAUUUUAAAUAAUAAUUCCACUGGACUAGUGACGGUUUGCGUUUGUUUCUCAGCUGGCAGAAUAUCAAUGAUUCACAUUGGGUAUAUCACUAUCACUACUAUUGCUAUCAUCGUUAUUAUAAUUAUCCUGCUUCUUGUUAUUCUUAUUAUUGCCUUUAUUUUCUUUGUUAUUAUUUUUUGGCAUAAGUUAUUUUACCCGUGUCGUAAGUAUACGAUAUUUGAUUUAUUC